AUGGACGUCCGCCUCCUGGCUCGAAGCCUCCGCGCCAGGCCGACGCCAUUCCUCCAACAGCGAACCCAAACGCUACCCCGAACAACCCUAGCCACCUCAAUCCGCUUCAACUCCUCCUCAUCCGACGCCCCAACAGACACCCCAGCACCCGUCCCAGCCGCGUCCUCCACACAACCCACAACCAAAACAGCAACAGCCACACGAGGCAAGAAACCCUCGGACUUCGACGACAUCCUGGACAGACUUGACCUGAACCCGAAACAAGACUCCCCCCAGCGCGGCCGUCGCAUCUUCACAGACAGCCUCUCCCGCGCCCUCGGCCCAUCGCUUGGUCGACAGGCAUUUGUCGAGCCUGAACGUGGCCAGGACCUUGCUACUGCGCUGCGCAAGCUUAACAACACCAUUACGCAGAAUAAGCUUCGUCAAUCGGCUAAUGCGCAGCGUUUCCAUACGCGGAAGGGUAUGGUUGCUAAGCAGAAGAAGAUGAUGCGGUGGAGGAGGCUGUUUAAGGUCUCGUUCCAGAGUACUGUGCAGAAGAUUCAGCGGAUGCAGACUCAGGGUUGGUGA
Molecule: messenger RNA, 567 nt
Organism: Penicillium canescens
Lineage: Eukaryota; Fungi; Ascomycota; Eurotiomycetes; Eurotiales; Aspergillaceae
Product: mitochondrial 37S ribosomal protein bS21m
Exons: 2
Coding region: 1-567 (188 amino acids)
Biological process (GO): mitochondrial translational initiation; translation
Cellular component (GO): mitochondrial small ribosomal subunit; ribosome
Molecular function (GO): structural constituent of ribosome
Source: RefSeq, a predicted model, not a curated record